Molecule: messenger RNA, 2496 nt
Organism: Aspergillus alliaceus
Lineage: Eukaryota; Fungi; Ascomycota; Eurotiomycetes; Eurotiales; Aspergillaceae
Exons: 1
Coding region: 155-2455 (766 amino acids)
Biological process (GO): fatty acid metabolic process
Molecular function (GO): medium-chain fatty acid-CoA ligase activity
Source: RefSeq, a predicted model, not a curated record
CUCGUACAUGCGUCUCGCUAUGAGUUGCCCUAUAUUUGUCUGGGCACUCCCCGCGAAUUCCAGGUCCGAACCAAUAUAAAAGACACCCACGGAGAGUGGGAUAUCCUACGACAAUUCUAUCGCUUUAAUUAAUCAGGAUUCUUUUCAAGUUACGAUGUCCUUCAAAACCAUCAUUGUCUCGCAUCCAUCACCAAAUAUCGUUAAAAUCACCCUCAACCGACCUGAGCGUCUCAACGCAAUAAACCAAACCCUUCUCAUCGAAUUAACCAACGCUCUACGAAGCCACGCAAACACACACAUCAUGCUUCUCGAAGGCGCUGGCAAUCUAUCAUUCUGUGCAGGGGAAGAUCUUAAAGAAACCCUAGCUCCAAAAACCAGAUCCUCAGAGGAACUUCGCGUCGCGUUCAACCACCUCCAAAACAUCACCCGACUUACCUCGUCCUCGUCCGCGAUCGUAGUAGCCGCAGUACAAGGCUAUGCAGUAGGCGGAGGCGCAGAAAUCGCCCUCGCCGCCGACUUCGUCAUAGCAGGCCCCGGUGCCAAGUUCAGGUUCCCUGAAGUGACGCUCGGCCAUGCGGUGACCGGGGGUAUAUCUCUGAGACUGUCCCAUAAGGUGGGCUUGCUCAAGGCCAAGGAACUUCUGAUUCUCGGUCGGACUGUCGAGGUACAGGAGGCGUUGUCUAUAGGCCUUGUCAGUGAGAUAGCGCAGGAUCCGAAGGCUCGAGCUGAGCAGUUGGCAUUGGAGCUGGCGACUCUGCCGAGGGCGGCUUCUUCCAGUCUUAAAAUGUCGUUGGAGAGAGCGGUAUUCCCGAACAUGGAGGUUGCGCUACAUGAGGAGAUUAACGCCGCUAGUUACUGUUUUUCAAGGAUAGAAGCUGCUGAUGCGUUUAAGAACUUCACUGGUAGGAGGCGUGUUCAUCAUCAGGUCCGAGAUAUCAAUACCGCGCUUAGGAUGGCCAUUGAAGAGUCUCCCAAUAGGGUGUUUCUGCGGUGUCAGGGCCAGGAUAUCACAUUCCUCGAUUUUGACCGGAGUGUGGCCGCUCUAUCUGGUGGGCUUCGAGGCCUUGGUGUACAAGCCGGUGAUCGAGUUCUGGUUAUGAUGAGAAACAGCGUAGAGAUGGUGCAUACAUGGAUGGCCACAAACCGCCUCGGCGCCGUAUGGGUGCCCAUCAACACAGACUGGCGGUUGACAACAUUAAACCAUGCCGUCUCUGUCGCAGACGCAACGGUAGCGAUCAUAGACCGCGAAUUCGUCCAUCUGAUACAAGCAACCGACGCAUCCACACACCACAAGCUAUGGAUCCGAGGAAGCAGCAACGACCACGACUUAUCAAAGCUCUAUAAUCAGGAGCCCCCCCUCUAUGAAGCUUUCACAGCAACACCAGCCACCACCUCCGCAUUCCUUUACACAAGCGGCACGACAGGCAAAUCCAAACCAUGCAUCCUCUCCCACGAAUACUUCAUAAUCCAAGCCACAAACCUUAUCGAAAGCUACAACCUCCGCCCCAACGACGUCCUCUACUGCCCCUUCCCCCUCUUCCACGCCGACGCAACCGCACUCACGGUCAUACCCGCACUCCUCCUAGGAGCCACAGCAGCGCUCUCCCCACGAUUCACCGCAACCAGCUUCUGGGACGAGAUCCGCGAAACCCAAGCAACAGUCUACGAUUUCAUGGGCGCCACCCUCGCCCUAAUCUACAAGCAACCACCGAGCCCGGGGGACCGCGAUCACCGAGUCCGUCUCGCCUGGGGCGUCCCGAUCCCCGCAUUCGCGGAGGACUACGAGCGCCGCUUUGGACAUCCCUUACAUACAUUGUACGGUAGUGUUGAGGCAAGCAUCCCUAUCGUGCAGCAGGGUCACCUGGUUCCGGGCUCCUGUGGUGUCCUGCGUCCUGGGUAUCAGUUGCGCAUCGCGAACUCGGAAGAUGAGUCUCUGCCGCCUAAUACGCCGGGGCAGUUAUUGCUGCGGUGCGAUAACCCCAACGCGUUUUUUCAGGGUUAUUAUAAUGACUCCGUUAGUACAAUGAAGGUCUAUGCCAAUAUGUGGCUGCACACGGGGGAUAUAGCCAAGGUGGAUGAACAGGGGAACGUGUAUUUUCUCGGCCGGAUGAAGGAUAUCAUACGACGACGGGGGGAGAAUAUCAACGCCACUGAAGUUGAGGAGGAGUUUCUUCAACAUCCUGAUGUUGAGAUUGUCGCUGCGUUUGCGAUCCCGAGCAGUCUGGGUCUGGGGACGGAGGACGAUCUCAAGGUGGCGGUUAAGUUGCGGGAUGGUAGUGGAGUAGAUGAGGAGGCGUUGUGGCAAUGGUCGAGGCAGCAUAUGGGUCGGCAGCGUGUACCUACAGUGAUUGAGAUCGUGACCGAGAUGAAAAGAACGCCGACUGGUAAGGUGGAGAAGAACUUGCUGACCGCAGACGGUGGGAAGCGGUUUACAGAUCAUCUUGCUAGACUUUGAUCAUUAGAUUGUCAUGGUCAUACGGCCCAUUCCUUCAUACA